Molecule: messenger RNA, 888 nt
Organism: Olea europaea var. sylvestris
Lineage: Eukaryota; Viridiplantae; Streptophyta; Magnoliopsida; Lamiales; Oleaceae
Exons: 4
Coding region: 1-888 (295 amino acids)
Molecular function (GO): zinc ion binding; nucleic acid binding
Source: RefSeq, a predicted model, not a curated record
AUGAGGAAAGCAUAUGGGGACAGAGACGAUUUGUGCUUUAUGUCGGAUCGUCACAACAGCAUCAAAAAGGCGAUUAAAAACGCGUAUCCGGGAACAUGUCACGAGAUAUGUUCGUACCAUCUACUACAAAAUCUAAAAUCACGGUACGAGAGAUCAGGACAAAACAUAACACAAGCAUUCAAUACAACUGUUCGUGCCUACACACUGUUGGAAUAUGAAUAUUACAUACAACAACUCGGCUCGAUUAAUGAUAAGAUAAGGGAUUAUCUGGACGAAGUUGGACCUGAGAGAUGGUCACUUUUUCACAUGCCUUCAAACCGGUAUUCCACAAUGACAUCGAAUAUUGUGGAGUCGGUUAAUGCGAUCACAAAUUCUGCCAAGAACUAUUCUAUUAUAGCUUUAUUGGAGUCAUUGAGACAAAUUAUGCAAUCUUGGUUCUACAGACACAAGGAGGACGCUCAAGGCACUUUUACAACUUUGUCAAGCAAGUAUGAGAAGAAGAUGAAGGAAAUGAGCACAGAUAUGAGAAACUUGAGGGUUUCCCCUAUUAUUCAGAUGGAUCCAUAUGAACACUGUUCCUACUACUACACAAGUGAAGCAUUCAGAAGUACAUACCAAGAAACCAUUUUUCCUGUAGGAAAUCCAGCUGAAUGGAUAGUGCCAAAUGAUGUCCAUGACAUAGUUGUAAUUGUACCUAAUCAAAAGCGAAGUUGUGGAAGGCUUACUGAGAAGAGAUUCAGACCAGUGUAUGAGGAAAACAUAACCGUCAAAUGCGUUCGAUGUGGUAAAAAUGGUCACAAUCGUAGAACAUGCAGUAACUUAGUUCCAUUAAGUCAAAGCAACAAGAAUAAAGAGAGGAAGAUGACGAAGACUGGAAAUACACAUUGA